This is a messenger RNA of Neltuma alba, 608 nucleotides long. RefSeq lists its product as uncharacterized. The transcript is spliced from 3 exons. Lineage: Eukaryota; Viridiplantae; Streptophyta; Magnoliopsida; Fabales; Fabaceae. The coding region runs from base 47 to 355 and encodes 102 amino acids. The record is from RefSeq and is a predicted model, not a curated record.
GCCAUGUAAAGGUGCAGUCAACCUAUUCCUUGCAGUACCUUCAACAAUGAUGGUUCAAUCUUUGCUUACUAGGUCUGCUAUGACUGGAGUAAAGGGGCUGAAAAUCAUAAUCCUGCGACAGCAAAGACUUAAAUCUUCCUGCAUUUGCCACAGGAAAAUGAGGUUAAGGGCAAUCCUCGACUUGGAACAACUGGGAGAAAGUAGGGAUUAUCCUAGUUUUGUAUUACCCUUCUACGCACAUAGAUGUUUUAUACUAGCGUCGAAUGCGGGGCAUGGUCUUGACCUGCUGUUUACUGUUUUCAUUCUCUGUUCCAGAUAUGAUGUAUGUUACUCAGAUUUGGAUCCUCUCACGUGAUAUGAUCGUCAUGUGAACAGAAAAAUAUAUGCAUUUAUAGCAGAGAAGGUACGAUAUUUUAUUUAUUUUUCUCUACACAGCACGUCAUCAUGAUGUUACUAUGGGAGGAUCCAAAUCGCAUUGGUCAGUAGUUUGGUAGUUUUAUGAUGAGGGAUGGUUUUAGUUUCUACGGCGGAAGGCAUCUGUAAGUAGUCUGUGAUUGCUUUACAUAGAGAUUGCUGAAUUGCAACAUAUUUGACACUUUUAAGUUGUA